Molecule: messenger RNA, 1617 nt
Organism: Talpa occidentalis (Iberian mole)
Lineage: Eukaryota; Metazoa; Chordata; Mammalia; Eulipotyphla; Talpidae
Gene: PON2
Product: paraoxonase 2
Exons: 9
Coding region: 85-1149 (354 amino acids)
Cellular component (GO): extracellular region
Molecular function (GO): arylesterase activity
Source: RefSeq, a predicted model, not a curated record
CCCUGAGAGUCCGAGCCUGGCAGCGGGCGCCGCCCACAGCCCUUCCCGGCUAGGCCCGAGCGAGGCAGCUCUGGCUGGCGCAUCAUGGGACGGCUGGUGACACUGAGUUUGCUGGGGAUUGCGCUGGCGCUCCUGGGCGAGAGGCUUCUGGCGCUCAGAAAUCGACUUAAAGCCUCCAGAGAAGUAGAAUCCGUAGACCUUCCAAACUGCCACCUGAUUAAAGGAAUCGAAGCUGGAUCUGACGAUAUUGAUAUACUUCCCAAUGGUUUGGCUUUCUUUAGUGUGGGUCUAAAAUGUCCAGGACUUCACAGCUUUGCACCAGAUAAGCCUGGAGGAAUACUAAUGAUGGAUCUAAAAGAAGAAAACCCAAGGGCACUUGAAUUAAGAAUCAGCCGUGGGUUUAAUUUGGCUUCAUUUAAUCCACAUGGCAUCAGCACUUUCAUAGACAGCGAUGACACAGUUUAUCUCUUUGUUGUAAACCACCCAGAAUUCAAGAAUACAGUGGAAAUUUUUAAAUUUGAUGAAGAAGAAAAUUCUCUUUUGCAUCUGAAAACAAUCAAACAUGAACUUCUUCCAAGUGUGAAUGAUAUCGUAGCUGUUGGACCGACACAUUUCUAUGCCACCAAUGACCACUAUUUCUCUGAUCCUUUCUUAAAGUAUUUGGAAACAUACUUGAACUUACAUUGGACAAAUGUUGUUUACUACAGUCCAAAUGAAGUUAAAGUGGUAGCAGAAGGAUUUGAUUCAGCAAAUGGGAUCAAUAUUUCACCUGAUAAAAAGUACAUCUAUGUUGCUGAUAUACUCGCUCAUGAAAUUCACGUUUUGGAAAAACACCCUAGUAUGAAUUUAACUCAACUGAAGGUACUCAAGUUGGAUACACUGGUGGAUAAUUUAUCUAUUGAUCUUUCCUCGGGGGACAUCUUGGUAGGCUGUCAUCCUAAUGGCCAGAAGCUCUUCAUUUAUGACCCGAACAAUCCUCCCUCAUCAGAGGUUCUCCGCAUCCAGAAUAUUCUAUCUGAGAAGCCUACAGUGACUACAGUUUAUGUCAACAACGGAUCUGUUCUCCAGGGAAGCUCUGUGGCCUCAGUAUUUAAUAGGAAACUGCUCAUAGGCACUUUAUACCACAGAGCCCUGUACUGUGAACUCUGAAUUAUACUUCUGGUAUGCAAAUGUGGUGACUACUCUUAACAAUUAAUUUUCUAUGAAUUACUAAUUCAGAGGGAGUUUAACCAACAAAGUUGACCUAGAAAUAUAUGGCAUGUAUAGUUAAUUUUAUUUCAGUAAGGAAAGUCCCCUUCAAUUCUUGUAGCACUUUUAUCAUAAAAGGAAAAUUAUUUUUAUUAAUGCUAAGCAAAAGGGAGAGACAAAAGCUGCUUUCCAUAGAGUAAAUACACUUGGCACAAAUAAGUCUCCCCUCUGCCUACCACAUGCCACAUGAGCUCCACUGAAACAGAGUAGGUUGUAUUUCCUUAAAAUGUGAGUGACCUCAGCUCCAACAGUGUGACCACUGUGAAUGCUCAGAACUACUGACACAUAUAACAUGUUUUGAUAUGUUAUACUCAGAUUCUUGUUUACUAUGAAAGACUUGGAGUUAUAUUAAAGAUUUAAUUAGAAUCC